GUGGAGAUGAACUGAGCGGCAUCUCUGAAUAACAACUCCCGGACUGCACAUCUUAGAGCAGGACCAAACACUGCUCCAGAAGGAAGACACAAAGGGAAACACCUGAAACGUUUACAACCUAUACAGCGAUGAGGCAGAAUUUGCUUGGAGUUUUUUCUCCCAGGCAGAAGCCCAUUAGGGAGAUUCGAAGGCAAACUCCUGUUUCCAAUUUGCUAAAGCUUAUUUAACCCGCGGGCCAAGGCUGUGUGAUGUGCUGGGGUUGAUGCUCCGCUUGUGGCCAGCGGGGUCCUGGUCUCCCUUCGCCCACCGCUUCCCCUCCGGAGCCGAGCGGCUCCACAAGAUGGCGAGCGCGGGCUCCCGGGCCCUCCCCAAGAUGGCGGCGGGCGGAGCGCGGGGCCGGAGCCGCACCGGGACCCCCGGCUCGGCUCUGCCGGGGCGGCGGCAGCGGCUGCCCGGGUGCUGUGCGGAGGGGUCCCUGGAGGGCGGGAGCGCGGCGGCCGCCUCUGCUCAGCCCGCGGGGGAAGCGCCGCCGGCGGCCCGGCGCCAGCCGCGGGGCGGCCCCCAGACGCCGGGCCAGCGUUCUUCACAGAAAGCAGCUGAGAGGCGACCCUCAAAGAGGCUAAAAACUGAGCACCCCGAUCUAGUAAAAUCUGAACCAGAAGGACUUGCAUGUGGAAGUGGAAACCUUGCUGCAUUGGGGGAAACACCUAAAACAGCUGAUGGGGAUCAACGUUCAGAGGAUCCAGGAGGCCAUGAUAUAAUUCAACAGAAAAAAGGUGAAAGCCUUCCAGAGAGUAACGAAGAGAAAUGGGAAAAGGAGCAUAAUGCAUCUCACAAGCCACGUGCGGUGAAAUCAAGCAGUGCUCCAUCAAAAAUGGACAGUGGUGAAGACAUGCAUACUCGUGUGUGCAGUGAAGAGAGCAGCUGUGAGGGUGUACUUUCUGAUGGGUCUGGCUCGGAGGACGCUGAUCUCCCAAAGAAGCCGAUGCGGCUGGACAGCAGCGCCUUCUUGGAUGAAGACAGCAACCAGCCGAUGCCCAUGGACCGGUUCUUUGGAGAUGUUGAGUUUUUGCAGGAUCUCCCAGCAGUUGCACUCCCCAGCACCACGAUGAGCAGGCGAGAAUGCAGAAAGCUACAUUUCAUUGCAAAGGAAGAGGAGGAGGAAGAGGAUGUUGUCUAACAACAAACUCUUCUGCCAGUUCUGGGACAACAGCACGUUUCUUCUCUAUUCUUCAGUGCACAAAAGAGAAAACAAUAUUGCCGUUCAAGGCUUUUUUUCAUAAUAAUUGAGCAUCCAUCUCCCUUUCAGCAACAGGCAGAAUGUGAAUUCUUUCACUGUAACUAGGCUUCCCAAACCAAGGAAAUUUAGCAAAUCCUGUUUGCUUCAUGACUGCACAAUGCCUGAAACCAGGUCUGAGGGAUUGCCAGAGAGGAGUCUCCACAGAGGGGGAGGUGGUGAGGAGGGGUAUGUUCUGUACAAGGAAAGCCUGAACAGAAGCAGAGCAGCUAAUGAGAGACAGCAUUAUCAUCUGCCUUCAGGAUUUUCUGUCACCAGAAGCAGCUGCAGCACCCAAGCAUCUUUUACCACAGCGCACUCCUCAUGGCAGAGCUAACUGCACAGCGGGGUGGGUGAAGACUCUGGCUAUACCUUUCCUGCCUCAGAUGAAGGGCAGUUUGGAUUAAUACUUUGUACAUACAUGUGAUCAAGAUUCCAGGUGCUGAAGAGGAUUCUGCUCUCCCUGUUGCUGUAGGGGUUGAUGGAAUGCUUACACGGGCAGUCAUCUCUGUCGAAAGGUCCCUAUAAGACAAGAGGGCAUGCUGCUCACCACGACUGACUCAAGGUAGAUCACCCACACCAUUGCCCUGCCGAGCUCAAUACUGCACUAUGCGCACAUCCAGCUACCUCCUUCCUUCCUCUGCUGUCACUGCAAGUCACGGUGCUGCUCCUUGGAACCAAGACUCUGCUUUAGAGAGGGCUGAACUCACCUGACAGGAGAACCACCCCUCUGUGGUGCACAGGCGGGCUCCCUCCUCCUCCUCCCUCCUGUCAAAGUAGCACCCGUUGUAUUUCACAGAUUUCAGUUUAUCUGCCAUCAGGUCAGUGAUCCUUUUAUACGCAUCUCUUGCUGUAGGAUGAACGUUUGAAAUAAAGCUGCUAACCUAGAGAGGGGAAAAAAACCCCAAACCAGUCAUUCCUUGGUGGUUGUAGCAGCCUGAAGCUCUUUUCUGCAAUCAUUAUAUCACACUAUAUGUCUUUUAUAUAUACAUGUGAUCACAGAAUUAACUUGCAGCUUGAAAAUAAGUUACUUCAGAAACUUUUACCUCUUUCAUGUAGCUCCGUAUUCUGCUUUCACAACUGUAUCGCAUGUAGCUUGACUUGUUCUUAAAGCGAGACUCUAGACCUAAA
This is a messenger RNA of Strigops habroptila (Kakapo), 2407 nucleotides long. It is a transcript of the gene C16H1orf174, whose product is annotated as chromosome 16 C1orf174 homolog. NCBI's taxonomy places the organism in Eukaryota, Metazoa, Chordata, Aves, Psittaciformes, Psittacidae. The transcript has 4 exons. Bases 263 to 1180 code for a protein of 305 amino acids. The record is from RefSeq and is a predicted model, not a curated record.